Eutrema salsugineum is the source of this 749-nucleotide messenger RNA. Its product is annotated as glycine-rich RNA-binding protein 4, mitochondrial. The record is from RefSeq and is a predicted model, not a curated record. Bases 135 to 551 code for a protein of 138 amino acids. NCBI's taxonomy places the organism in Eukaryota, Viridiplantae, Streptophyta, Magnoliopsida, Brassicales, Brassicaceae. Gene Ontology annotation, molecular function: RNA binding. The transcript is spliced from 5 exons.
GUUUCUGAGCUCUGUAUAUAAAAUCUCUUAAACCCUACACUUCGUCUUCUUCAUUCUCUCACUGCCUCCUUUACUCUCAGUCACUGAUUCUUCAGCAAAAAACCCUAAUUUUCGGUUUUUCCUUUCGCUGAGAAAUGGCUUUCUGCAACAAGCUUAGUGGUAUUUUGAGACAAGGGGUUUCUCAGAGCUCAAAUGUUCCGAUGACAUCUAUGCUUGGCUCUCUUCGUUACAUGUCCACCAAGCUUUUUGUUGGUGGUCUCUCAUGGGGUACUGAUGACCAGUCCUUAAAGCAAGCUUUCUCUAACUAUGGCGAAGUGACAGAAGCAACGGUGAUUGCAGACAGAGAGACAGGGAGGUCAAGGGGUUUUGGAUUUGUCAGCUUCGACAGUGAGGAUUCUGCAAACACUGCCAUAACAGAAAUGGAUGGGAAGGAGCUGAAUGGUAGGAACAUUCGUGUAAACCUUGCAAACGAAAGACCUAGUGCUCCAAGAUCAUCAUUUGGUGGUGGUGGUGGUGGUGGCUAUGGUGGUGGAGGUAGUGGUGGCUACUAAAUCAGCUAGAUGGUUUGAGAGAGAGAGAGAGCUGCUAAUCAUCUUUCAAGUAGUAUUUAGUUAGCUAUCUAUGUUACUACAACAAACAAAAACCUUUGUUAACCCUGUGUUUGGUUUAUCUUUCAAUGAAUAUCGUAAUGUUGCUCCAUUCUCUGCAAAUCUAUUUUGCAUCGAGUUGAUUCGAUGUUUUAUUUCGUU